Molecule: messenger RNA, 5440 nt
Organism: Xiphophorus maculatus (southern platyfish)
Lineage: Eukaryota; Metazoa; Chordata; Actinopteri; Cyprinodontiformes; Poeciliidae
Product: plakophilin-4-like
Exons: 22
Coding region: 422-3817 (1131 amino acids)
Biological process (GO): cell-cell adhesion; cell-cell junction assembly
Cellular component (GO): adherens junction; cytoplasm; plasma membrane
Molecular function (GO): cadherin binding
Source: RefSeq, a predicted model, not a curated record
CGCUGCCGCACGACUCCUGCCGCGGCCACAGCGACGCGCGGCUCCUCAUCGAUCCGUCGAUCGGAAAUAAUCCAUAGCCGCAUGGUGACGUCACGCCGCUGUUAACCGGCGCUCGUGGCUGGGUGCAGCCUUGACUUCAGGGAUGGACGCGCGCGUUUAACUCCUCCGCUCCUCCUUGCACGCGGGGAUUGAUUGGAAGAAACGCACACAAAAAAAAAGGGCAAAUUAUAAUUGCACCACAAGCGCGAGGACGUGCACGCGGCUGUCUGUUUGUUUGUGACGUCGGCGCGUUGGGGAAUGGAGUAGCUGUCACGGAGGAGAGGAUGGAAGCGGACUGAGCCAGCUGUGGCCUGCUUCUAACAGCAACAUCUGGCCGGGUCAGAGAGGGAGCCUGCAGCAGCCAGCCGGAUCUGUGGGGGAUAUGGAGGAAGGCGACGCAGAAGGGGAAGGACCCAUGGUGGUCAGAGAAGGUCCAAGCCGCCAAGGCCUCCAGUCGGAGUCCAGCGCCGCCACAACAACCACCACCAACCUCCUGGCUUCUGUUAAAGAGCAAGAGCUCCAGUUUGAGCGACUGACCCGGGAGCUGGAAGAGGAGCGGCAGAUUGUGGCGAGCCAGCUGGAGAAGUGCAUGCUGGGAGCUGAGUCGCCAGCGGGAGACAGUAGCAGCUCUUCUGAGAAGUCGUAUGCAUGGAGAUCUGCAGGUGGAGAGUCUCAGGGUGUGGCUGCAGAGGCACCAGGGCGCCACCUGGAGGUGGAGGAAGGACUGUACCUGCCUGAAGGGGACCGCGCCUCCUUGCAUGACAGUGAGGGGUCAGGAGGUCAUUCAGCCCACAUGACCUCGUAUUCAGACAGCGGAUACCAAGACAGCAGCGUCAGUUAUUACAGCAACCAGAACGUGGUGCGUUCAGAACCUCGAGCCUCGAUAUCGAGAAGCCCCAGAGCAGAAGGUCAAGCCUCUGGGCAGGCUUCCAGUCGGAUGUUGAGGAGAAUGGCUUCCCUCCCCUCCAGGAGCCAGUCACCCGGCUGCGGCACAACCGGAACCGUCUCCCCGUCCCGAAUCUCCAUGCGAACAUCCCAGGGCAGCACCUACGACUCGCCCAUCCUGUCUGAGCCCAAACCGCUUGCUGCCGUCUUCCCCGGCACCACCAUGCCGCCCUCCUGCCCGUCUCCCACCUCCCCCAGCGACGCCACCCAGGCCCUGGGAAACGGAGGAGGCAUCGGAGGCGGGGUCCGCCUGGGCUCCACCCUGUCCUUGAUCGAGGGGAGGGCUUUGACGGGGUCUCCGCUGCGUUCUGGGAUGACGGCGAUGCCUCAGCACUACGGCUCCACACUGCCCAGACAGAGCCAGUCGCUGGCCUACGGCGCCGACCCGUACGGCCUGUACCAGAGGAGCGCCCUGCCGCGCCCAGACAGCCUGAUAGGGCUGCACAGCUCCUACGCCGGCCACGGGACGCAGAUCGACCCCGAGCUGCGAGCCGCCCUGUCGCCAGACUGCCAGAUGACGCCAGUUUUCGACGACCGCUCCUUCCAAAGCCCCCUGUACCACAGCCCCACACACGACCCCCAGGGCUCCCUCUACAGAGCAAACACAGCUAUGGGGACCCUUCCUCGGACCACAAGCCAUUGCGGCACGCUGCCGUUCCAAAGAAGCAGCUACGGGCUGAGCUCAGCGGCGGCGUUCGUCGACUCCAUCAGGGUGUCCACCGAGCCUGUGUACUCCCACAGACACUCGGCGCUGGUGGACCGGGUCAUCACUCGCACGCCGUCCAUCGAAAGCAUCCACAAGGACCCCAGGGAGUUUGCGUGGCGAGACCCGGAGCUGCCAGAGGUCAUCCACAUGCUGCAGCAUCACUUCCCCUCCGUCCAGGCCAACGCCGCCGCCUACCUGCAACACCUGUGCUACGGAGACAACAGGGUGAAGGUGGAGGUCUGCCACCUGGGAGGGAUCCAGCACCUGGUGGACCUGCUGGAUCACAAGACGCCUGAGGUCCAGAAGAGCGCUUGCGGAGCUCUGAGGAACCUGGUGUACAGCAAAGCCACCGACAACAACAAGGUGGCGCUGAGGAACUGCGGCGGCGUUCCCGCUCUGCUGCGCCUCCUCAGAAAAACCACAGACAACGAAGUUCGGGAGCUGGUCACCGGCGUCCUGUGGAACCUCUCCUCGUGCGACGCGGUGAAGAUGACCAUCAUCCGCGACGCUCUGAGCACGCUGACCAACACGGUGGUCAUCCCCCACUCGGGCUGGAGCACCGCCUCCCACCGCGACGAACACAAGGUCAAGUUCCAGUCCUCCAUGCUGCUGCGCAACACCACCGGCUGUCUGAGGAACUUGAGCUCGGCGGGGGAGGAGGCGAGGAGCCAGCUGCGCUGCUGCGAAGGCCUGGUCGACUCGCUGCUGCACAUCCUGAAGGCCUGCGUCAACACGUCGGACUACGACAGCAAGAUUGUGGAGAACAGCGUCUGCACCCUGAGGAACCUCUCGUACCGCCUGGAGGUGGAGAUGCCGUCCUCCCGUCUCCUUGGCAACCAGGAGCUGGACACCCUGCUGGGUUUCUCCUCGCCGGUGAAGGAGCUGGACUACCUGUGCUGGGGGAAGAGACGGCGCGGCAGGAAGAGGGGCGGCUGGGCCGAAGGCAAGUGGGACGGCGUCGGCCCCAUCCCAGGUUUCUGCCAGUCUCUGAGGGGGGCGGAGCUGCUGUGGCACCCCAUGGUGGUGAAGCCGUACCUCAACCUGCUGGCUGAGAGCUCCAACCCGGCCACCCUGGAGGGCGCCGCCGGCUCCCUGCAGAACCUCUCCGCUGGAAACUGGAAGUUCUCCGCCUACAUCCGAGCCGCAGUGCGUAAAGAGAAAGGUUUGCCCAUCCUGGUGGAGCUGCUGAGGAUGGACAACGAUCGGGUGGUCUGCUCCGUCGCAACCGCACUCAGAAACAUGGCGCUGGACAGCCGCAACAAGGAGCUGAUCGGAAAGUACGCCAUGCGGGACCUGGUGAACCGGCUGCCGGGCGGCACUCCCUCUGUGCUGUCCGACGACACGGUGGCAUCGGUGUGCUGCACGCUGCAUGAGGUCACCAGCCGCAACAUGGAGAACGCCAAAGCUCUGGCCGACAGCGGCGGCAUCGAGAAGCUGGUGGACAUCAGCAAAGGACGAGGGAAAGGGUACUCAAUGAAAGUAGUAAAGGCUGCUGCUCAGGUGUUGAACACACUGUGGCAAUACAGAGAGCUGAGGAGUCUCUAUAAACAGGACGGAUGGAACUACACUCACUUUGUCACCCCUGUGUCCACCCUGGAGAGAGACCGCUACCGUUCCCAGCCGACCCUGCCCACCAGCCCUCUGCAGAUGUCCCCUGUCAUCCAGUCAGGUGGCAGUGCAACAUCCUCGCCCGCCAUGCUCGGGAUAAGAAGACACAGCUCAAACUACCAGAGGGCGCAGUCAUCUAUGCAACUCGACACAUAUUAUGGAGACAGUUUACACAAACGGCAGUACACAGGGUCAGACAAGAAAACUCCCUAUUUUAUUGGGACAUAUUCCUCCCAGUCAGGAGAGGAUAUAAGAAGAUCACAGCAUCCAGAGCCAUUCUACGACGAACCCGACAGGAAGAACUACAACAGCUACAGAAUGUACCUGUCGUCGCCUCAAGGCUACGGCGAGGAGCGCUACGAGGACGAAGCGGUCCACCUGCCGUCCUCGCCCGACGGCUACGCCACCCAGUCGCUCCGAUUCAAAGCCAACACCAACUACGUGGACUUCUACUCCACCACGCGGAGGCCUUCCAACAGGGCCAACAAGUUCACCGGGUCCCCCGACUCCUGGGUGUAGGCACAAACAAAACUCACACGCAGUGUGCGUCCAGCUUUACCGUGCGUUUCUGUGGGUCUUCGUGCGUGGGGAGUACACUGUACCGUUUGUUUGGGUGAAAAGUUGCAGAUGCAUGUGAAUCUGUGUUGAAAAUGGGCUGAGGGACCAGGAUCGAAUCGCUGUCGGUUUGACGAAGUCAGAAAGUAAGUAGGAAAGUUCAGUACGUUAUCGGUUUAAACUCAAGGAGUUUGGUUUAGUUUGAUUGAGGCGGAAAACGUCUCAAUACUUCAAAUGAACGCAUCAUUCCUGACACGUUUUCAGCUACAGUUCUGUGAAAAAGUAUUUUCCUCCUUAAGAAUUUGUUUUGUUUUACAAUUUUUGAUAAGUUGGAUUCAUACAUAUUGUGUUUAUAGGGAGAAAUUUUAAAUCAUCAUAUAAAAAAAGGCUUUUUUCAUAUCAUUUUUGAGUUAAUGGCUUAUGAGACUUUUUAACAGCUGCAUUUCUUUUCUACCCUCCUAUAACAGCUAGCUGCACUACAGUUCUAACCCUCUUUAAAUUUACAUUUAAUUUGCUGCGCGAGGCAUGAAGCUGAUCUUUACUGAAAUCAGCAAUAAUACACAAUCAAUGCAAACUAAUUUAUCCAGGAAAUGUUGAGCUUUACAAAAAGGAAAAGUUUAGCUAAAAAAAGUAGGAGCUUCUUCUUGUGCUGUGUGUAGAUUUGUUUUUCUUUUCUGAAUGAAAUGCUCAUUAGCUCUACAUGAGUGAAGUCAACUAAAAUACUUGGAAUAAAAUCCAAAUGGUUAAACAGCAUUUCUCAGAUUUUUAGCAUCAAAUCCAAGACAUAAUCCAUAAUAUUUUUAAUUUUAUGACAAAUUUAGUUUAAAAACCAAAUUUAAAGCCUAAGUGCAGCCUUCUAGAUUCUCUAAGUGGCAGAUUUUGCAGAGGAAAUUUCUGGAAAUGUCUUAUUUUUCUGUUGCAGGCAUUUUAAUCGCCUUAAUUUUGUCUUUUUGUCACAAGGUGCAUUUGGUAAGAAAAAAGGACAUGAAAAAAGACUAAAGCAGCCCUGGCGUCACUGUUUACUGGAGUGUUUGUUCAUGUUAACUGACUCGUUUUCCUCUGCAGUAAAAAUGUGAAGUGUGUUGGCUUCAUAACAUAGAUAUUGUCUGCCACUGUUUCAUGGACACAAGAGAGAAGGAGCUUGUUGCAGCCGGGGAUUUAUCCAAACGAGGAUAAAAGACGCCUGGACAAAAAAACCCGGGUUUUUUUUGUUAUCAUCACUCUGGGGAACCUUUAAAAACUCAGAACCAGAGGUACGACUGUAACUCGUCACUUCAUGUUGGCCACAAGUGCAGUAAAUAUAUCAUAAAGUAUGUGAAAUAUGUGCAAAAAAAUAUGUGAAAAUCUAUUUGUACAGAUACACUGGAAUAACUGUCCUGUUACAUUGUUGUAUUCAAUAUGUAGAAAUUUCUAUGUGAUUGUGUGGAUAAGAUUUUUCUAUUAUUUAUUGAUUAUUUUUUAUUAAUUUAAUUGUGGUCUGACCAAAAUACACCAUCUGUCUGUUCUGUCCAGAAAUGAUGACAGUAAUGUGCAAUGUUAAAGAGGGAAAAUAUAUGUAUAGGGAUUAACGAAUAUAUCACAACAGUC